AUGCGUCCGGAGGGCGCCAUCCCCGCCCCCAAGCCCCGCGCCCGCCGCGUGACGCAGCAGGCCCAGCUCGAGGAGGAGGAGGAAGAGCAGAGGUACUCUCAGCAGCAGGAGCAGCAGCAGCAGCAGCAGCAGCAGCAGGGCGCGGCCGACGAGCCGGUCCUGCGUGAGGACGUGGUGCGGGAGCUGCGGCGCGAGCUCUCCAGCUUCCCUCACAGCCAGCUGGUCGGGGCCCUGAAGGAGCGCGGCCUGUCCGCCCAGGGGUCCGAGGUCGGCCAAGGCUUCGCCGGCGGCGGCGAGGCCGAGGGCCCCGCCGAGCAAGGCGGCGGCGGCGGCGCCGCAGCUGCCGCGGCCGCGGGCGGUGGUGCGCUGCCCACCAGCGAGCGGGAGUGGCUGCUGGCAGACCGGCAGCAGCAGCUGGUGCCGGAGCUGCUGGAGGUGGCGCGCGAGGAGCUCGUUUCUGUGCUGCAGCAGGCGGGGCAGACCGUGGAACCGCUGGAGACGCAGGCGCGUGCUGCGCGCGAGGGCGCCCCCGCACGGCUGUGCGAGGAGCUGGCGGCUCGCGCGAGCUGGGUGCUGGCUGCAGAGGAGGUUGACAUGAUCGAGGCGCAGCAGCAGCAGAAGCAGCAACAGCAGCAGCAGCAGCAGGACGAGGAGCAGCAGCAGGACGAGCAGCCGCGGAAGCGCGGGCGCGGGCGCGCGGCUGCGGCAGAGGAGGCGGCGCGCCGGACGGAGGGGCCCCAGGCACCAGGGCUGUUUUAUGGGGAUAAGGCAUUCCUGCUGGACAGUGUGACAGGGCAGGACAUACGCGGCAUGAAGGUGCGUGACCUGCGGGAGGCGCUGCGCACCCUGGGCAUGUCGGAGGAGGGCGGCCGCUACGAGUGCCGCGACAGGCUGCUGACGGUGCUGGCGGCGCACGUGGCGGUAAAGCAGGGCGACAGGCCCACGCUCAUGGAGGAGCUGGCCAAGAUGACCCUGCGGGAGCUGCGUGACGAGCUGCGCGCGCGCGGGGAGAGCGACGAGGGCACAAAGGGCGAGCUUGAGCGGCGCCUUGCCACGUCAGCGCUGGUGGCGGCCGGACACGAGGAGCCGCCAAUCGGCGAGGCCGAAGAGACCGCCGCCGCCGCCGCCGCCACCGCCGCGGCCGCGGGCCAGCGCGCGAGCCAGGCGCUGCUCGGGGCGUACGACGAGGCGGCGCACCCUGUGCUGGUUAGCAUCCGCCAGGCCCACGUGAUCUAA
Monoraphidium neglectum is the source of this 1236-nucleotide messenger RNA. RefSeq lists its product as hypothetical. Lineage: Eukaryota; Viridiplantae; Chlorophyta; Chlorophyceae; Sphaeropleales; Selenastraceae. Bases 1 to 1236 code for a protein of 411 amino acids. The transcript has 9 exons. The record is from RefSeq and is a predicted model, not a curated record.